This is a messenger RNA of Antrostomus carolinensis (chuck-will's-widow), 849 nucleotides long. It is a transcript of the gene MLF2, whose product is annotated as myeloid leukemia factor 2. The record is from RefSeq and is a predicted model, not a curated record. Lineage: Eukaryota; Metazoa; Chordata; Aves; Caprimulgiformes; Caprimulgidae. The transcript has 7 exons. The annotation marks the transcript as partial.
GGACCCUUUUGCGAUCCACCGGCAGCACAUGAACCGCAUGCUUUCUGGAAGCUUUGGGUUCGGCCCGCUCCUCGGCAUCACUGAUGGGACCACACCUGGGGCUCGCCAGGCUGGGCGCAGGAUGCAGGCAGGAGCUGUGUCACCCUUUGGGAUGCUCGGCAUGGCAGGUGGCUUUAUAGAUAUGUUUGGAAUGAUGAACGACAUGAUUGGAAACAUGGAGCAUAUGACAAGUGGUGCUAACUGCCAGACAUUUACCUCCUCAACUGUCAUCUCCUAUUCCAACCUGGGUGAUGGGCCCAAAGUCUAUCAAGAGACCUCAGAGAUGCGUUCAGCACCUGGCGGGAUCCGUGAGACCAGACGGACCGUGAGGGACUCAGACAGUGGCUUGGAACAAAUGUCGAUUGGCCACCACAUCAGGGAGCGAGCCCACAUCAUGCAGCGGUCCCGGAACCAUCGUACAGGCGACCAGGAGGAGAGGCAGGACUACAUCAACAUGGAUGAAAGUGAUGCCGCUGCGUUUGAUGAUGAGUGGAGGCGAGAGACGUCCCGUUUCCGGCCGCAGCGGGGGCUGGAGUACCGGCGUCAUGAAGGCAGCAGUGGCCGCCGGGCCGAAGGGACUCGUCUUGCGAUCCAGGGCCCUGAGGAUUCUCCCUCCAGACAGUCCCGUCGGUAUGACUGGUGAACCCAGAGCAGACUUUGUGGGGGGGUGCGGCGUGGCCACCCCCAGAUCUACCUACACGCUCUUGUACAGACAGUGAAACUCUGAAGCCCCUUCAAAGCACCACUUGGAUCCUCCUCAAAUUUAGUAUUAACCUCCCUCCCACUUAAGAAUUGAAACAAAGCAACUAA